This is a messenger RNA of Salvia miltiorrhiza (redroot sage), 549 nucleotides long. RefSeq names its product signaling peptide TAXIMIN 1-like. The transcript is spliced from 2 exons. Lineage: Eukaryota; Viridiplantae; Streptophyta; Magnoliopsida; Lamiales; Lamiaceae. Bases 195 to 440 code for a protein of 81 amino acids. The record is from RefSeq and is a predicted model, not a curated record.
UAUCACCAACCGCCAUGUGGCGGUAUAGAUAAUUCCGCACAACACGUUUUGGCAGCCCACGACCUUUACUUCUCGGAAACUUCUUCUGUUUCAGUUAGGAAUACCUCUACUUCAUCUCUCUUUUAUUCAUCCCCCAAAUCACAACCUCACCCAAAUUCCCUAAAAUUUCAAUCUUGAGCUCUACAGAUUCAGAUAUGUGCUGCGGCGGCGACGACGACGAUUGCAGAUGCCGCCCCUUGGGCUUUCUCCUCGGCCUCCCCUUCGCCUUUGUCGCCCUCCUCCUCUCCAUCGUCGGCGUCGUCAUCUGGAUCGUCGGGAUUUUGCUGAGCUGCUUGUGUCCGUGUUGCCUGUGCGUGACGGUGAUCGUAGAAUUAGCGAUAGGGCUGAUAAAGGCUCCGUUUUCUGUGAUGAAGUGGUUCACCAAGCAGAUUCCUUGUUAGAUUUUUAGAUUCUUUUAUGAGUGUGUUGAUUAAUUAGAUUAAUUCAUUUGUUUUCCGUAAUACUGUAUUUGUAUCUAAAUGUUGUUAGUCAUUAAAUUUGAUUGGUCCA